GGUGACCGAAGGCACCCCGCUGGUUCUACCCUGCAACCCCCCACCAGGCCUGCCUCCUCCGUUCACCUUCUGGAUGAACAGCGCCAUGAUUCCGAUCCCUCAGGAUAAGAGAGUGUCCAUGGGUCUGAACGGUGAUCUGUAUUUCUCCAAUGUUUUGGCCAAAGACGCUCACACUGACUACAGCUGCAACGCUCGCUUCCCCUUCACACACACCAUCCAGCAGAAGAACCCUUUCACACUCAAAGUUAUGACCACGGAGCCGUAUAAUGACACAGCUUACAAUACCAGUGACCCAUUUGGUGGCCGUAAAGUAGCUGAGUCCACGCCGACCUUUCUCUCACCAUCGGGGAGUGAGAGCUCCAAAAUGGUGCUACGAGACGAGAGACUGCUGCUGGAGUGUAUUGCUGCUGGACUUCCAACGCCCACCAUCAAGUGGUUUAAGAAGGGUGGGGACCUUCCAGGGCGGAAAGUAAAGUUUGAGAACUACAACAAGACCCUGAAGAUUAUCAACGUGUCAGAGGAGGAUGCUGGGGAGUAUGUGUGCAUGGCCAACAAUCAUUUAGGCAGCAUACGCCAUUCCAUCUUCGUUCAGGUCAAAGCGGCUCCUUACUGGCUGGACAAACCUACAAACCUGGUGCUCGCUCCGGAUGAGAACGGGCGCCUGGUGUGUCGCGCCAAUGGCAACCCCAAACCCAACAUCCAGUGGCUCCUCAACGGAGAGCCUUUAGAAAGUUCUCCCCCCAACCUGAGCAGACAGGUUCUCGGUGACACCAUCAUCUUCCGCUCGGUGCAGAUGGGAAGCAGCGCUGUGUACCAGUGCAACGCCUCCAACCAACACGGCUAUCUGCUUGCCAAUGCCUUUGUCAGCGUCCUCGACAUGCCUCCGAGGAUGCUGGGCCCUAAAAACCAACUGAUUAAAGUCACUGAGAACAACCGCACCUUCCUAGAGUGUCCCUUCUUUGGUUCCCCUCUGCCGGACUUGCGCUGGUUUAAGAAUGGACAGGGCAGCGGGCUCGAUGGUGGUCAAUACCGUGUUUACAUCAAUGGCACACUAGAGAUCAAACGGGCCCGACCGGAGGACGAGGGCACCUAUACCUGUGUGGCCAACAGCAUCCUGGGCAAGGCCGAGAACCAAGUUCGCCUGGAGGUCAAAGAGCCGACUCGAAUCGUCCGAGCCCCGGAGCACCAGUCAGCCAUUAGGGGCUCCACGGCUCGUUUCAACUGUAAGGUGAAGUCUGACCCCAGCCUGCCCAUCACCGUGGUCUGGACCAAAGAUGACAAGCCUCUCCACAUGGGAUGGAGGCUGAGGAAAGACGACGAGUCACUGACCAUCCCCAAUGUGAACGAGGGCGACGAGGGAUCGUAUACCUGCACUGUUAAAUCUGAGAUAGACGAGGACUCAGCCUCAGCCCGCCUCACUGUGUUAGAGGAAGCCUCCCUCAACCCCUCAGUCUCUAGUGCCUUGCCUCCAGACCGUCCAGACCCUCCCAUGGAUCUGGAUCUGUCAGACCCAGCCGCCCGCAGUGUUCGCCUCACCUGGAUCCCCGGAAACGACCACAGGAGCCCAGUCACGCAGUUCCUGGUCCAGUUCGAGGAGGACCGCUGGGAGCCUGGCAGGUGGCAGGACUUGUCCACUUACCCUGGAGACCUAAACUCUGUCAUCCUGCAGCUUGCCCCCUUCGUCAACUACCAGUUCAGGGUCAUCGCCAUCAACGCAGUGGGCCAGAGUCAGCCCAGCCGCCCCUCACCACGAUACAAGACCAGCGGAGCAGCCCCAGAUGCUAUUCCCAGAGGUCUGCGAGGCUGGGGAUCCAAGAAGGACAACAUGGAGAUCACCUGGGAGCCUCUUCUUGAUCUGGAGAGAAAUGGCCCGAACUUGCACUAUAGUGUGUGGUGGAGACGGAAGGACUCAGGGGAGGAGUGGAGUAACAUAACCACGGUGGGGUCCAAACAUGUCAUCCACAACACAGAAACCUACGUGCCUUAUGAGAUCAAAAUCCAGGCCAGGAAUGAGUUUGGACAUGGACCUGAGUCCAAUGUGGUGAUUGGAUACUCUGGAGAGGACAAUCCCACUGAAGCUCCAACUGACCUGCGGGUUUCAAACAUUGACAGCACCAAAGCCAACAUCCACUGGAAGCCCGUGGACCAGAGCUCUGUCCAUGGAGAGUUCAAGGAGUACAGAUUGCACUACUGGCGUGAGUCCAGUCUGGUUCCGGGUCUGGUGGUCAGCAAGGAGAAGAAGACCAAAGGUUUCUACAGCAUGGUGGCCGAGCCGUCCGGCAUCCUCAGCGACCUGGUGCCCUUCUCCAAGUACAAGAUGUUCAUGGUUGUGGCCAACAACCUCUUCGAAGGUCCGCCCAGCAACACGGUGGAACUCACCACUAAGGAGGGAGUGCCCGAUGCUCCAAAGUUUUUCAGGAUUAACCGGAGAAGUUUCGACACCAUCCACCUAGAAUGGGACAAACCUCUGGAGCCCAAUGGCAUUCUGACCGGAUACGAUCUCAAGUACCAAACAGUCAACGGCUCCAGGGUGGGUCGUCGACAGCUGCAGACUUUCCCUCCCAACGAGACCGAGUUCACCCUCCGCCUGCCGGACCGAUCCACCCGCUAUAAGUUCUAUCUGUCAGCACGCACGCAGGAGGGAGAGGGGGAGGUGUUUGCUGAGGAGUCCCCACACUUUGCCAAUGAGGUCGAGCUUACCGACGCCACCGUGGCUUCAGCUUUCACCCCUACUCCUCCUCCUCUUGCUCCUCUUCCUCCUACUACCAUCGCUCCUACAACCAUUAGUACCUCAACUUCUACCACUACUACAACUACAACUACUACUACUACGACUACUACUACCACUACCACCACCACCACUCCAACCGAGGCGACAACUACCACCCCGCCUCCUGAGCUGGUCACCACCAAGCGUACCGAUCAGAAUGUGUUGGUGGCCCCUGGGCGGGAGAUCUGGAAUCUGACGGUGGAGACUAACAAUAACUACGCUAACGUCAGCUGGCGACACAACUUCCCGGCCGGCAGCAGCGAGUUUGUGCUAGAGUUCACACUGGACAGUGACAAGUCGGUGAGAAAUAUAACGGUGAAAAAGCAGCCCCCCGUUUCAGUGGCGGAUCUGAUCGCAGGCGCCACGUACCAUCUGAGGGUUUACUCGCAUGAGCUCAACAGCGUCAGCAGCAAACCUUACACCUUUAAGACCAAAGCAGCCUACAUAGACCAGGUGGACAUAGCCACACAGGGCUGGUUUAUUGGUCUGAUGUGUGCCAUCGCCCUCAUCAUACUGAUCCUCCUCAUCGUCUGCUUCAUCAAGAGGAGUCGCGGGGGCAAAUACCCAGUCCGUGACAAAAAAGAUCUUCCCUUGGACCCAGUAGAUCAGAAAGAUCAGGAUGGAUCCUUUGAUUACCACAGCGAUGAGGACAACAAGCCUCUCCAGGGCAGCCAAACGUCACUAGAUGGCAAUGUGAAGGAAAGCGACGACAGUCUGGUGGACUAUGGCGAAGGCGGCGAUGGCCAGUUCAACGAGGACGGCUCUUUCAUUGGCCAGUACACGGUGAAGAAGGACAAGGACGAAACGGAGGGCAAUGAGAGCUCUGAGGCCACCUCGCCUGUCAAUGCCAUCUACUCGCUGGCGUAGCGUCGUAGCAGCACACGGGGGAAUGCGGUGGUACCCUCGGAUUUGAGAGCGUUACGACAAACCACGACACAACACACCGGACACAAACACACACAUGAAUAUAUUAAUAUAUGAAACACAUUAAGGAAAGCAGCGGGGCCUGUCUGGAGACUGUGUAGGCUCUCCUCUGCAGAUACAGUAACAGGGGAACACAGGAGUGGAAUUAGACCACAAGCCUUUAUUUUAGUUUCCAGCUCUGAGAAAUUGGCCCACUGGAGGUGACGUUUGGACAAAGAGGACAGUGCUGGUUUUCCUCUGCGCUCUGCCUGCCCUUACACAGACUUGAAGUGUGCCUUCGGGGCAGCUUUCAGCACUUGGAGGCAUCACCAGGCGUUCUUUAGAGAUUUUUCUUUGGUUUCUGCUCCGAACAUUUUCAGUGUCCCUGCUCUCCCUUCUGAUAACGCCCCUCAACCCUCUGUGUAGCAUCCCAAUAAAGUACACACAAGAGGUCCCUUAAACACACACACACACACACACACACACACACACACACACACACUGGCCCCGUCCUGUAACAUAUCAGCUUCUAACCAUCAAACUCAACAGGAUGCCGGCAGAUAUGUUUAUCAUAUUGAUAUUUACGCAGUGAAAGAUUUUAGUUUUUCCACAGCUGGUAGAUGAGUCAUUGAACCGUACUGAGUGCUGUAUACAGUCGUGGCACACAUUUUAGUGCCCCGCAAAACUAUGCACUGUCACCUCCUCCAUACCAUGUUGGGUUUAAUCUGGUUAGGAAAAGUACACAUUUUCUUUUUUUUUUUACCACUUGCAGGCUCAAUCACAUGCUUUUAUUCACUUUGCCUUGUAUGAUGUGGUAGACAUGUUCUUCUUACCUCUAAUCCAAUGUUGUAGUGAAGAUGUUCAAAAUGGCCACCAAGAGAAACACUAUUUUGGCCACAAGCACCAAGCUCUGCUACAGUAUGUUGUUAAUGAGUCCGUUAUUUUUUAUUUAUUUAUUUUUUUUAAAAAGACAAAUCUUAUUUUGGAGCAUGAUAGUAACUUAGUGAAAGAGAAAUGGAAGGCAACAGAGAGGAACAUUAGUUUUGCUUGAGUAACACCAGUAGACCACAACCCAGAGAAUUUCCUAGUUAGCAUGCAGGCUAAUGCUGCAUUCAUGUCAAAUUGUAAGAACAGUUUGUUGGCAGUUUUACUUUGUUGCCGUUAAGCCUCCAUGCUUCUUUUGGGUUUGGUUUCUUAUUUGUUAGACACACGAAAAAGCGAGUAGAACUUUUGAAAGUGUGUCUUAUACCAAACCAGGCAUUGCAACGUCAAGCCAACAUCACAUAAUGUGACCCCUCCAGGAUGUUUGUGGUGCUGCAAUCACAACAAUUAAUGCAAAUACAGCCAAUCCCUGUGAACGUUGCUUUAUAAAAAAAAAAAAAAACAAAAAAAAAAAAAUAAGACUCUUCAAAAAUUUGGCUAUAACGACAGAGUUUAGUUGUUUUGUUGUUAUGAAAAUAUGAUGAGUAGGAAUUAGAUCAGAGAGUGCUGUUAAGCUGUGCUAACCAGGCAGAGAUCUUGGUGAUCAGUUUUUGCCCUGCCACAGCUUGUCCCCUAUUAAGAAAUAUUUCCCCCAAUAAUUAUUCUGCAAAAAAACCCCACAUAAAUUCAACAAAACUUGCAUUGCAUUUUUUAGAAAAGAAAAGCUGCUGUGGAAUCAGGUACUUUGUGCAGCAAUAAUCCCAAAAAAACAGCAAAAUCCUGGAGGGACUGAUAAAUACGUACAACAAAGGAACAUUUUUUGAAUAAUUAAAGUUUUUUAAUGGAUAUAUAUCCCUCUAGACUAACCACAUUGUAUUUUCUCAAUUGUGACACUAAAAUUCUGGAAGUCUGGGGUCCCAGCCCCAAAGCUCUUGAAUACUUUUUAUCUCCCGUAAGCUGAGAUGUGUAAUGUUUUUAAGUUGGAAGCUAAUAUCUAUGUUCUUUUGCAUGGGACGUGAAUGCAGCACAAGAGGAUGGGAUCCUUAGGGUGCGUUCAGACUACAUUUCUGCCUCAUUUUUGACACAAAUUUCACCUCUAGAUUUUUUUUUCUGCAGUCCAUGUUUAUUUGCCUUAAACAGCUAACAUACAGUCGUUAGUUGUCAGAUAGUUAGUGACAUACGCACCGACCUCCAGUUCUUUCUGUUACCUUCUUCCAGACCUCUCUCAGAUGUUGUAUAUUGAUUAAAAUGGACUCAUGAAGCCUCAGAACAGGCAAAAAGUUUCACUUAAGUUGAAACAGUUUCAACUCACAUGGACACAUCUUUGGCUCAGUUCAUUAAUGUAUGUGCUCUCAUGUCUUUGCAUUGACUUUAUAUGCACUCGCACCGCCUCGAAAACUCUCUGUCUCGAGUCUGAACCCACUUCUACUGAGUGAUCUACACCUCUCUCCCUUCCUCUAGUUUUUAUAAACUCAAUUUGUUGAUCAUUACAGAUGAAAAAAAAGAGUUAGGGUCGCAUAGAAUACUUGAAUUAAAUGACAGCAUGAAAAUAUAUACAUUCAAUUCACAGUCACCUUGAAAGGAAGCGUAUCAGCUUACUUUUUAGUUUUCGCAGAGGAAGCAAAGAAAAAAAGAAAACUGUUUGAGUAACAGGACAGGUUUUUAGGAGUAUGAAUGCUCAGUAUUUCACAUGUCCUGCAACCAUAUUUGUCACGUAAUCAUUCUGUUAGCAGACUGAUGGACUGACAGUCAAUUCUUGAUUUUAUACUAAAUGUUCACUGAGUGCUCAUUUGUUUGCCCACAUCACUUUGGCACUCAUACUGUUGUUACCUGCUAAUCAUCAGCACUAUUAAGCCCUCCGAUGCUAAAUCAAAAAGAUCUGUACUGCAGUUAGCGACUGGAGUUCACAUUGUAUUUCAAAUAUUUAUUUUAUAUUUCUAUUUAUUACAUUAUGUGGAUAGUAUUAAUAUUAGUCCUUAAUUUAAUAAUUGUUAUAUACACAUUUUUGACCAACUUAUUUUGUUGUCUUACAUCAGAAAUAGCCGGGAUAAAGAUGUUUCCAGAAUCUGUUAUUGUUCAUCACGACAAGCAUUAAACACAACAGUAUGUUCAAGGUAUUUGUGAUAUUUGUAGCAGCUGGCUUUCUGCUGAAAACAAACCAACAACAACAAAAUAACUGUCACGGUACAUACAAAAAGCUCAUGUUUAUCUGUCCAUUGUGCUGCUCUUCUCAUACUCAUGUUGUAUUACAAUUACUCUGUGUUGUCAUUCAGAUUUAUGUAACAUUACCUUUCCACCACAGAGAAAAUUAAUAUUGUUGCUUAUUAUUUAUUUGACAUAUAUUCUGUACAUGUAGGUCCUGAAAAAAAAGUCUUAUAUUUGUAAAUAUUUAAAAGUUGAUUUCCCCAGAAAAAUGCUUUAUCCGAAAAGGAAACAAAAAGUCACAAAUCUGUAUCCACCAAGCAAAUGCGACAGGUGCAUCUUUAGUCUGUCCUGCACCUUUGUAAUGUAGCUUUGACUAACAUUUGCACUCUGAAAAAAGUAACAAGAAUCAUCCUUCACUCUCUAUUGCCCUUUGCUUUGACAUUGUAAUAUACUGACUGCAGCGAGUCCAUCAGUCACUUGUUUGAUGAUGGUUUGGAUUCUAUAUUGUGAAAGAGGAACACGUUAAAUUCUCUAAGAUGUAAAUAAGAUGUAAAGUGCUCCUGCGAUUUGUAGCAUUGUCGCACACAAACUGCUAGUAGGCCUAAAAAACAUGCAUUCGCUGUGGUAUUGGAACAAACUCCCUUGUUAUACAUUUGUCAUCUCUCUGUCACGUAACAUGUCAAUUGUUGCAAAGCUAGUUUCAUUUCACAACCUGAUCACCAGAAUAAAAUGUUGGAAUUGUACAUUUCUGCAAACCAUGGAUAGGCAACAUUUGUCACUGUAUCCUCAUAUAACAGUUUGUAUGGUAUCCCACAAAUUAGUGCCCCACAUAUGACAUUAUGUACUCAAAGUAAAGUUACUGUGGUCAUGUUUAAGAAAAAGAAAAUAGUGACGAUGUAUCUUAAAAUGAGUCAAAGUUCAACAAUUUCAUACUGGGUAAGUUCCAGGGCAUCCGUCUUUACUCCCAUCUGCGCAUUGGUAACAUGAUAGUGGCCUUUACAAGUAUGUGACUUAUACACAAGCAACUGGCUCAUGAGCAUGUGGAAUAUGUACAAAUUAGGUCUGGGCGGUAUGUUAUAUUUCAUACCUUCAUACCUUCCUGGAAUGUCAUUGGGGUAUAUGGUAUAUUGCAUAAUAAGUGUGUGGUGCUAAUUAAAAUUUCUCUCGGUCACAGAAGUCACUAUAAAACACACUUCACUGAAACCCAACUGAAAUGAAAUAAAACUCAUCCAGACCAUCUUGGUUAAAAACCCUACUUGGUUAUAGGUAGAAAAAGAUCAUUUUGGGGCUUAAAAACUAUGGUCUUUGUAGCGCAAUCACAGCCUGAGAAACCAUCAGUGUCUCAGUGAAAAACAACUGCUUUCCACAGCCCAAACCCCCCUCAAAAAAAAUCGACAGGUUACUUAAAUCACCCACAUUUUGUGGCUACAAAGCUGCUUUUUUUUUUUUUCGAAGGUUACGAAAAGUGGUCUACAGCUUGCCAGGUGUCACGCCAUCCACCAUCCCCUCCGCCUUCUGAUAACAAAGUCAGCUCUUCUCCUAUGUUAUUUUAGAAGCAUUCAUAUGAUACAUAUGAAAUGCACAAAUGUUACAUAUUUGGGGUUUGCAGAAAGGUACAAUUCUAACAUUUUCAUCUGGUAACAGGGCUGCUUUCAGGGGCCACCUGAGAGGACUAAGGUUGUAUCUUCUCCACCUCCACAAAUGAGGUCAAGCCUCACACAGAUCAAAUAAUCAAGCCCAAAUUUGGUUCCAGAAAGUUGACCCUUAAACAUUUAGAAAACAUUGUAAACAUUAUGUUACAUGAUGGUAAUGUCUUUGGAAUUGGUAAAAGAAGUGGUAAUAAAAUGGAAUAAGGGUAAGAUGAGAUUAAUACACUGACAAACACUGUGUCAGGUGACUAGGCGAAUGCAUUUAAAAAGAUCUGUAAUGCGCCAGCAAUCAUUAUUUCCAUCCUGUAAAUAUAUUAACAAGAUAAUCAACAAUAAAAGUGAUACUUUGCUGUUUUUCAACCAGGUCUGUGCCACAGCAAUGAAGGGAGAGUGUUCAGAUGAACGGUAUUAAGGUGCCUCCUGCCUGUGUUGUGAGCAAAAGUAUGGAUUUUGGCUUUUGGACAGGUGGGGAGCUCUAAUAGCAACCAGUGCCGCCAGUAAGUGUGCUGGGCUUUGAAGUCAAUUUUCAUAGUGGCCUAAUAGCAGUCCUGCAAAUUUCCAGCGUCCGUUGCAUGAUGCCAUUGCAACCAAAAAUACUUUUCCCCCUUGACUUACAUUGGGAAAAAGACAUCUCUAAAUUAGUAGAUAUAUUUUUUCUGAGCGAACCCCUGCAAAAUGACUUGAUUCACUAUGGAGAUUUAAUCCAUUUAGUCCAGUAACAUUUGGAAAGUCUAAAAGAGCUGCGAGGUUCAAUGAUUUCAUUCCCAUUCACGCUAGCAGAGUGCUAAACCUGUUGUUAGUUGCUCUGCUGUGCUGAGUUGCGCUUGGCCAUGCUCUGCUGUGCAAGUCCAUAGUGCGCCCACUCUGUGUGCCCAAUGAUGCAAAAUAGCGCUGAUCAACCGGGUCAUUUAAAAUGCUACAGCUGAACCAUUUCGACUUCAUCCACCACCGAGCAACUCUUAUAAAAAUAAACAGGCCCCCGCUACGAGUGCUGAUACAUCCAUCUCCCCUACCCCUGUUCAUCUGUAUGGGUUGAAAAUCUGCAAAGUAUUCCUUUAAACAUGUGACUGGUUGGCAAACAAGUGACCAAAUUUGGGCAAAAGAAGGGUGCAGGGUGAUCGAUUCUGCCAUUCUGGCAUUUUCAUUUAGCAGAUUUCAAAAGUCCUUAAAAUGGAACACAGUAUGUCCCAGUGACAGGCGACCACUUUUUAAACAGAUGAAAACAUUGGCUUGGUAUUUCACACCUCUUUAAAAAUCCCAAAACCAACCUCUGUGUCACCACUUCCCUCUUCCAAAAACUCAUGGUCCUUCUGGUCUUUCUGUAGAAACUCAAAGCAAUACCCUCUUUCCUGUGAAUCAGUUGGGUGUUUUCUCUGAUGCCACUGUGUUACAGUGUGUUCACUUGGUGACCACAGGGGGCUGUUAGUUUGAGCACUGAGCACAGACAUCUAGACAUGAACAGGAGACUGCAGCUGAAAAAGAAGAAUACAGGAAGAAAACGCACUGAGAGAUCAAACAUUGUAAUGUUGGAACGUAUACUUUCACACCGGACUCGUUGGAAGCCGUUUCUUCCAGAUGUGGUCUUGUAACCUGCACCUCCCUCUUCCCACAUGGUCUUUCCCCUUCCUCCCAAAUGGAUCACAGCGGGGUAAUGUUGUAAACUGGCUAUAUAACAAAGAAAAGAGAAUUAUGCGUAUUUGCUGACACACAGUGCUUCUUUUUUGUCCUUUUCUUGGUGCACGUUGACUCUCUUUUUUUCCGUCUGCAUCGUCUCAGCUCACCUCUAAUGGGGCAAAAAGAAAAUGUCAGUAUACAGUUUUAUACUGCUCUGUGUUUCUCUUCAUUUCAAAAAUGCUGCAAAGUGUAGAAUUUUACUGGUGCACAUGCAAGAUUUGCAACUGGGUUUUUUCAACGAUUGAUCACAUGCUGUUUGGCUUUUUUUAUUGUUAUGAAUUCUCAUAUUAGCAUCUUCUUGUUUUUACCAUGUGUAUCAGAGCAGCUCGUCAAAGUCUUGCUUCGACACGCAAAAAUAACAGCUUUUGUAAGGUACAUACUCAACAGAAAAUGGCAUAAAUAUAUUCACCAUGUAUGCGUGUAUGAUGAGAUGUUGCAACUUCUGCUAGCGACGCCUUCUUUAUAGUAAAGCUAUCUCCUUUUCUCUA
Messenger RNA from Plectropomus leopardus (leopard coralgrouper), 10550 nucleotides. The record is from RefSeq and is a predicted model, not a curated record. Lineage: Eukaryota; Metazoa; Chordata; Actinopteri; Perciformes; Serranidae.